Molecule: messenger RNA, 8336 nt
Organism: Oxyura jamaicensis (ruddy duck)
Lineage: Eukaryota; Metazoa; Chordata; Aves; Anseriformes; Anatidae
Gene: KBTBD11
Product: kelch repeat and BTB domain containing 11
Exons: 3
Coding region: 852-2639 (595 amino acids)
Molecular function (GO): protein binding
Source: RefSeq, a predicted model, not a curated record
CCUUCCUCCCCCUUCCCCGCUGGCGCAGGCUCCGGCUCGCCUCGGAGCCGCCACCACCACCACCGCCAGCACCGCCACCGCCACCACGCCGGGCCCGAGGUGGGGCCGGGCCGGCUGCGGGCUGUGCGCUGCGGGGCGGGGCGGGAGGCGGGCGGGCAGCCCUGCGGGAGCCCUGACGGGAGCGCCGCGCUGCUCGCCGCCCGUCUCCGCGCUGCCGCAAGGAUUCUGCUGCUUCCAUUAGCAAGCCGUACUAUCAGCCCUCCUUCCUCACUGUGACUGCUCAAGGGGAUGGUAACGCAGCUGUUUGGUAGGACUGGAGGGGGUGGUUUCAGUGGCAGGGGGAAUGCAUAUAAGGAGCAGUGAGAUGAAGAAACCUCUGUGACGUUCGUGCCAAGGAGACUUUGGCUAGUGGGGAAUCUCCUUCCAGAACAGACUGCAACCACUCUCUUCCCCUGAAAUAGCUGCACAGGGUGAACAAGCUAUGAUAGUAUUCCUAACUCUCUGACUGAAUUCGAAGGGCGUUUUUUCCUCAUUGCCCAGCGCAGUGUGGGACUGGUUGUCACAAAAUGAUGCCGUGCAUAAAAACUGCUUAGAAUUUUCAUACAAUAACAGGAAAACCAGAACAGCUUUUCAGGCUGUCGAGGUGCGAUAUCCAUACCAGGAAGAGGUUUAGGUUCUCACCGACAGCAUCUGCCAGGGGAGAAGGAAGCAGGUGCAGGCUGGCCUGCGGAGGCUCAGUGCUCUGCGCUGCUCCCCGCAGGUGAUGGGCGUAGUGGUGUGGCCGAGAGCCGUCCCCUGCGGCGCUGUGCAGGGCCGGAGCAGCUAGCCUGGCCGUGGCGGAGGGCGGCUCCAUGGAGGGCAGCGGCGCAGUGGAGGAGGAGGAGAGCGGGGUUGGGCCCAGCACCCCACCUCUCACCCUGGCCUCCCCCUGCAGCUUCAGCUCCUCCCUGUGCUUCAGCGCUGCUGCCACCGAGUGCGGGGCCCCACCACCAGCCUCUACUGAUGGCCGCGUGGUGGAGAGCCAGUGGGAGAUCAACAGCGCGGCCUCUGAGUCGGAGGAGGAGGAGGCCACCAAUGCACAGGGGACACCGUCGGGCACGCAGCCCAUAGGGCGGCCGGUGGAGGAGCCCGACCUGGUGAUCGAGGUGUCAGGGCAGCGCAUCCGGGCUCACAAGUCGGUGCUGGCAGCCAAGAGCGACUAUUUCCGUGCUCGCGCCUCGCGGGACAUCCUGCGGGUGAAGGGGGUGAGCUACGGGGCGCUGCGGCUCCUCAUUGACUAUGUCUACACCGCCCGCAUGGGCGAGGUGCGCCACGACAACCUGGCCGAGGUGGUGAGCGGGGCCCGCGUCCUCCAGAUGCCCUGCGCCCUGCACUGCGCCGCCGAGGCCAUGCGUGCCCAGCUCCGCCUCGACAACUGCUACCAGCUGCUGUGCCUGGCAAAGAAGCAGCGGCUGGCGGAGCUGCGGGAGGCUGCCUACCGCUUCAUGAGCGACCACUACCUGGAGGUGCUGCGAGAGCCGGGUGUCUACGGCCGCCUCAGCGGUGCUGAGAGGGACCUCAUUCUGCAGCGGCGGCUGGAGGCCGGCCGGCGCUGCCUCUUGGUGGCUGAGGUCAGCGAUGCCUUCGAGCGGCCAGGUGGCAGCAGCCGGCCCCAGAGCCGCGAGAGCAGCCGCCCGCAGAGCCCCUCCUCUGUGGUGUCGCUGGAGGAGAGCGGCUCCCUCAUCCACUGCUACCACGAGGCCAGCCGCGAGUGGAGGGUGCUGACGCACCUGCCCGAGGAGGCCAACGCCAAGGGCUGCGCCAUGUGCGUCCUCCACAACUACCUCUUCCUGGCGGGGGGCAUUGCGGCAGGGCCGGCGGGCAGCGAGCCCCGGGCCCGCCUCUCCGACAAGGUCUUCUGCUACAACCCCCUCACCAACACGUGGAGCCAGGUGCGCCCGCUGGCGCAGCCCCGCUCACAGCUCAAGCUGCUGGCUCUGGACGGCUACCUCUAUGCUGUGGGGGGCGAGUGCCUCUUCACCGUGGAGAAGUACGACCCGCGGGCUGACCGCUGGAGCCCCGUGGCGCCUCUGCCCAAGGGUGCCUUCGCCGUGGCUCACGAGGCCACCACCUGCAAUGGGGAGAUCUACGUCUCGGGGGGGUCCCUCUUCUACCGCCUGCUCAAAUACGACCCCAAGCGCGACGAGUGGCAGGAGUGCCCUUACAACAGCAGCCGCCGGCGCUCUGCUGACAUGGUGGCCUUCAAGAACUUCAUCUACCGCUUCGAUGUCAGCAGUGGCCGCGGUGGAGAGCAGGGCCCAGGCGGUGGGACCAGCGGUGGCGUGGAAGUUUUUCGGUACAACACGGUGGCCAAACGCUGGAGCCAGUGUGCCAGCCUGCGGCCUAGUGGUGGCCCCGUCCAGCCCUUCCGCUGCGCUGCCUUGGGCAACACCAUCUACUGCGUCAACCGGACCGGCACCCUCCGCUUCUGCUUAGCCCAGGAUGGCGAGGUGGAGGCGGAUGGCGGGCUCAAGGGCACCUUCGAUGGGGAGCUUCUCAAAGCUCCAUUUGAUGCCAAGGGCGUCCUCCUACCCUUCGUGCUUACCCUGCCAGAGAAGCUGGAGAAAGCAGGGGACCAAGAGGGCUCUCUCCCACUGUGAGGUGGCCAGCCUAUCUCUGGGCUGCUAAACAGGGCGCUGGAUUGCAGCUUCUGCGGGACCCACAAACUCCCUCCCGCAGAGGGGACCCCCCUCCUGCAUGUCUGCAGAGAGAAGGGGCUCCCCCUGUCCUCCUCUCCCCUCCCAAGGUGUUGGUCUGGAACCGUUUGGUUGUUACUUGGUCCUAACUCUUUAACGUUUGCUGUGCUUUGUGCGAAAAGCCGAGCAAACAAAAGGAAAAGCUGCUAUAAAGGAUAAUCUCUGGAUUACAUUUGUGCCAAUUCCUGACGUCAGAAAACUUCUGUACACCUGGAUUUCUAAAAAUUCCUGACAACAGUGUCAUAACAAGAUGUUAGUGUUGGCUAUGUGUGUGCACAUAGUUGUAAUCGGGGCUGGAGCCUUUUCUGCCUUUUGUUUUCUUUUCUCCCCUGGAUGAUACCAAGGGACAAACACUGCUGGCAGCAUAGCUUAGCUGUAUUCAUUUUUACGUUAAACCAACUAUUUCCGGUGUUAGGGAAGUACAGGAAGAUCGUCUCAAUGGCAGCCUUUUGUUGGUGGUGCAAUAGAUUGUUUGAGGAAGACAUGGCACUGUGUGGUCCCUGGAAUUUCAACCACAGAUAUUUAACAGAUACCAGACUGAAAGGUUUUAAGCAACACAAAUGUGUGCCACAUGUUCAUAUUUGGAAUAUACAAAGAAAAAAAAAAGUAAGGGGGCAAGCUACCUUUUUAAAAUGUGGCAUGUUAUAGCAGAUAUGAAAUGUCGAUAUGUUCUUUAUUUGAAAAAGGCAAUGGUUUCUAUAUAAAAAUACAUUGUUUUAUUACUUUUUUAUCAGAGAUUUUAAAUUAUAGCAAAGAUGGACUGAAGCUGUUCGGACUGUAACAGAUUGACAUGAGCAUGUAUACCACUAGAGCUGGGGGAAAUAUUUUGUACUUCAACUGCUCUUUAAUUAACUGCAGGUCGAGGAAAAUUAACCCAAACCAAAUGUAAAUGCUUUGAAACCAUCUGUAGACAGCUUAAAUGUUUUGCUCUAUGUUCAGUACCUGGUGACAAGAGGCUUUUCCAACUUGGUGCAAGACCAUCAAAGGGGGACACGGAAAACAGGAAUGUCCUACACAUGUUGAUUUUAUUGUGCACUGGCAUGGUGUUAUUUCCCUGUCUUUUGAUUGAGAGACUGCUUUAUUUAUUCUGAUUGAUUGCUGUAAUCAAUAAGCCCUUGUCGACUGCAGAACAUGCUGAUGGCACAUGCUGUCAUGGGAUUAUGCUGUUUGUGGAGCAGCGUCCUAAGGAGACACAACCCAAGAGGGGUUCUUCCUGCCUGUGGAAAGUUGGAGCAUACUUUUUUUGUCAUGUAACUUGGAACUGGAAAAGUGUAAACUGUCUCCACAGACAAACUAUAUUGAAAGGGCACUUGCAUUUAUUUUAUACACUUUAUAUAUAUAAAAAAAAUCGAUAGGAAGACAAAGCAAAUGUUUUAGCUUUACAGUAAACCACUGAGAAACCUUUUCUGAAAAACAGAACCAAUGUUUUUCCUAUUAGUGAUUCCGCCUGGAAUUGGCAUGGACUAUGGAAGGGAAUUGUUUAUAUUCAAAGUUCUAGUAGAGAUGCAUAUUUUAGAGAGACAUAGGGACCUUACAUCAAAGAGCAGCAGAUCUUUUUAUGUUUUAUUAAGAUGUUUCCAUUACCAGAACAUUAACAUUCUUAUAUGUUAUUGCUAGUUCCAAAGGAAGGCAGCAGGCUCUGUCCUAAGAGACACUUUCACAGAGGACAAUAGUGAAGCUUAUACAUACUUCUUUCUUCCCCUUCCCUUCUCUCCCCUUCCCUUUCUAUUUUUUUUUUUUUUUCCCCAUCUGUCCUGCACGGAGGUUUUAAUACAGCUGAUCCGAUUAGCCAUCCUUUAGCAAACAGUGAUUCGGUCCUAAAAGUUCUUAGCCAAGCAAGCCUGUUCCCUAGUGAGCUAAUUUAAGCAUCGCCCAGGUGGGAGCUGCAGGCCUGCCGUGUGAUGUUUAUCCUGGCCUUAGUACAGGUUGGUGCAGUGGAAUUCAAUGCCACAGAUGGCAUAUUCAUCAGCAAUUCACAAAUAAACUUUUUUUUUUUUUUUUUUUCAUUGAAUGAUGGACUUAAUUCUCAGACAAGAAUCCUUGGAACUAUUGACUCAACGAAAUUACAGCAUUGUAGCUUGAGCAGGAGAGAAAAAUGAUGUAUUUGCCUUCAGCAUCAUUUUUUAUGUUAGCUGUAGAAAGUAUUUCAAGCCAUGUAGUGAAACACUUAGGUGGAUUCUUAAAGGCAUAAGCACUAGGCCAAAUUUUGAAUUAGUGGAGUCACCAGAAACACACAUGGAAAUGUCAGUUUUAUCUUAGAGUACAAUAAAAUUUACUAGUCCAAAAUAAUUUGUAGUAUAGUUUUUAUACUACAGCAUAGUAAGGAAUCAAGCCAGCUUUUUCACUCCUAUUAACUAAUCAUUAAGUGAGAUUUUCAUUCCUGUUAAUGCAUGAAGAUGCUGCUAAAUGAGUUUUGGGAAGUCUCCAUGAUUUGAGCUGCAAAAUUAUGCCACAAACUCUGAGGAAGGAAUGAAACAUGUCCUUUCUUCCAAAACUUAUUGCUAUAUUCCAUGAGGAAAUACUUUGGGAAAUGGUUUUUGCAGUACAAAGCAUUCUACAAACCUGCCAUGGUUUGUAUUUUUGCUAGCUUACAUCUUUAGCAGAGGUUGCAUCAAGUGCCUACCCACUUGUGCUGUUUACAUAGCGUGAGAGCAGAGCCUGGCCUCCAUCAGCAGCUGUCCAUUGAGGCUGUUUCCUCUGUGCCCUCUUUGCAUGCUUGCAGCCUGCUGACCGACAGCAGCACCAUGUUUCUGGCCACGUUUCCUACUUUCUGGCCUCUGUUUCCUCUCUGGUAAGCCUGAGGCAGGUUUGCUGUGAAUUUGUUCGGUUUUUCCUGCCACUUGCAUCUUCAAUGCAGCCAAAAAAAGUAGUACUUGGGUACUAAAACCAGAAUUUAGGCAGACUUCAUGCACUGAAGACCAAAAUUACCAUCCCAGAGCUCUCCAUUUUAACUUAAACUGAACAGCCCCUGUCCCUUUGGCUUACAGAGGUGCCCAGCACACCCCUCUCUGUGCAUCCACCACUGCUCGUGUCCGAGCAGCUGCGCACCUACCUAGCUACUGCCCCAACUCCUCUGAAAUUAGGUGACGUGAUAGCCAGGAGCCACCAUUGUAAUAUGUUUGCUUGUAUGGUCAAAACUGAAGUGCCAGGCCACCCUCAAACUGUUUGCAUAUGUUUCGCUUUUAAACCAGUUAUUUUAUGUAAUUGCCUGAAGGCUACCGCAUUUGCAUGGGAACACGGAGACAGUGUUUGCUUUCUUAGCCUGCAGUGAUUUCAUCCACGUCUCUAGAGGAGUGCAGGACCUCGUGGACUUCAUCUCUGAUCUUCAAAUAUUUACAUAUUUUGUAUUAUGCAUUAAUUGGCUAAAAAUCUCACAAAUUAUCCAGGUUGGUGAAUUCAACCCUCCAUAUUCACUUAAUGAUCUGAGACUAGGUGGAGAGACGUAUUCCUCUCUGCUGUUCUCCAUUAAUCUCACAGUCCCCUUCUUUACCUUUAUCAGGACACGUAGAAAAUAUUUUUUGUGCUUCCUCCUCCCUAGGGCACUCCUGUUUUCAGGAUCAUCUGCCAAAGGACUUAGGCUUGAAUUUGCUUGAGGAAACUCAGCUCUGUCCAAUGUCAAACCUGGAUGACAUUGUUCUUCUGAUAUUGAAUAUUGGACCACAUUGUAUAGCUCUUUUCCAGGGACGAACCUCAUGUAAAUCCUUCAGCAGCACGCACAGGCUCCUGCACCCUGAGCUGUGGGUAUUUGGCUGUAUUUUGGUUUGCCACUCUGAGGUGAGGGGCUGGAUGCCCGGUACCAGCAGACCAAGCAGGUAAUUAGGGUUUCUCUUGGGGGCGAUGCUGUGGUAAAGAGGCAUUGCGCUGCCUGACGUGGAAAUUCCUAGGGCCUUCAUCGCAUCUAAAGCUAAAUCCCUGCUUGAACAAAGAAACAAGCAGCCUUAGCAAAUGCUAAUAACAGAUGGAAAUGUAUUAUUUCCAUCUAUUAACUGGUUCUGUAAAAAGAAUGUUAAUUGCAGCAAAGCCAUUUGUACAAAUUCUGUUUACACUUGGAAAACAAGUCAAAGGAAUAAUUGGCAAAAGAAUGGCCCUAUUUGAUCAAAACAGGCACUGUUCACCAACAUGGGAAGGAUGCUAAUCAUACCCUACUAAGGAAUGAAAUUGUGCAGUAGUGGAUGUAAAUUCUAUCCAGAAAAAAAAAAAAAUCUUUGUAAAUAAGUAACUGGUAAAAUUUAAAGAGAUAAAAGAAUAAAUUAUUCAUAUGAAAGCUGGAACUCUCCUGUGCUGUUUGGUUGGCUCUCAGAGCGUUGUAUCCCAAGUAUCGCUAUUCAUGAGUGGCCUGUUGCUGUUCUUGCUUUGUGGUAGCCAUCCCAUUGACUGCUCCACAGAUGGGUUACCCUUUAUUAUCACAAAGCUUAACCGUGGUACCGGGGUGAUUUGCUUUGUGUCCGGACUGACAUGUAGUGCUUUCUACUUGAAUGAACCCAGAAAACUUAGAAUUAUCUUUCCCUGGGCUUUUUUUUUUUUUUUUUUUUUUUUUUUUUCAGUGCCAUUACUCUUGGGAAACCUAAGAAAGCACAAGGGAAAUGGUAGUACCAAUGAGCAGUUGUAGUAACAAGCAUUUAAUGAUUUAUUUUUGUGUGCGUCUGCCAUUAUUCGGCACCUCAGACUCACCCUAGGCUGAACAAGAGCGUCUCUGUGUAGCUGUUACCAGUUUGAUCCUAAGCACCACUGCAACAAAGUGUGUUUUUAUUUAAGUAUAUUUCUGGCUCAGCUCCUACCCUGAGAUAAUUUAAUGGAAGUUUGUAAUAGUUCCCUAAAUUGGUAGAUUAAUGGAACUAUUCUGAAUUUACAUUACAGCUCCUAAAAGCAGAGAUUGACACCCAAAUUCAGUAAAAUUGUGCGCUCAGAAUAUAUAAUGGCAGACUUUUCAUUUGUUUUGGCCUAAUGAAUGCUGUUUUAAGAGCUGCUGGAAUGAACCCAUCAGUACGAGGAAGCAGCAGGCCAUUUUGGAGGCUCUCUGGGCUUCAUAAAUUACUCAGUGGGAGGAAAUGGGAGUGUGGGGCAGAGGGAGAGAGAAGGAGAAACGAUUUGGGAGACAAAACCACCUACUAUAUAUUCAGUAGAAACAAAUAAAUAGCGGGGAAGGAAACCAGAGGCGUACUUGAGACAGUGAUGACUACAUGACCAAUUUUUUUCAACUAUUUGUUAAGCAGACUGGGUUUUUACCACAUUUUUACUACAUUAUUAUUAGUCUUAUCAUUUUGCACCUGCAGUACAUCUCAAACAACCACAGUGUUUAAUAAGCUACUUUUUUGCAGGAGUCUUGUGCUUUGCAUUUAAGUCUUACUGGAUAAACCUUUGACGAAUUUGUGAAACUAUAAAAUAGCAAUGUUGAUACUGCCACUUAAAACGGAUUAACUAAUGCAAAUGCUUUACUUUAGACACUGUUCACUAUUCAGGUGACUUACAUGUGUAACUGAUGUAUUAACAGUUCAUUUUUGAAGUAUAUAUAGGUAAGGUCACUGUAAAGCUUUUUAUGUACUCCAACUUGUGCUGUAAUGAAAUAAAUACAUACGAAAAGCUUAUGCUCCCCCGUAGGGA